Molecule: messenger RNA, 267 nt
Organism: Chondrus crispus (carragheen)
Lineage: Eukaryota; Rhodophyta; Florideophyceae; Gigartinales; Gigartinaceae
Exons: 1
Coding region: 1-267 (88 amino acids)
Source: RefSeq, a predicted model, not a curated record
AUGGCGGGGACACUGUUCGCUUUCACCAACGUCCCCAUAAGAUACUCCAGAUCGAAGAUUACACACGUCGUCCCAACUGCGCACGAAGACAUCGCAGAAGAGAUGAGACACCUUAUAAGUACUGCGAGCACCACUAGAGGAAUAUUCAGGUUGGAACUGCACGGGGGCUUGGACAGUUGCAAAGACAUGGGAUCGGCACAUUCACGUCUCGACGACGUGCUGCAUGGACACCGAUUGGAUGUCUUUAAUACCAAGCAUAGUAGGUAG